UCGAUAUCAAUAGAUUUUUGCUUUCAAGAGAAUAGCGUCAACAGUCAAAUGGACGAUGUGAUCAGCUAGCACUCGAAAUCAACGCGUCCAGUUCAGAAGAGAUUGACGAUGUCUGGCAUAGAUGACAGUCGCAUAUGUAUACAUAUUUCGACGUAAUAGCAAAGACUGAACAAAGUAUUAGUUUGCCCGCUAAAAAGGUUGCUGCUACUAGGACAAACAGGCGAACUAAACAAUAAUAGCCCCAAAAUGGAGAUACCCAUUUCCAAUGUACUGUUGCUCUGUUUGAUAUUCCUGCUUAUUGGCGGGGUAAUUAUGAUAUUGCUUCAGUAUUUGCUGUUUGUUAAGUUCUCAAAUCUGCCUGGCGAGAGCGACGAACAGAAACAGAUGAAUGCUAAAUACACUCUACCCCUGAACAUUAAACAAACGGCCCGAAGUCUGAAUACGACACAGACUGAUGGUAGCAACUACGAGAUACUUCAGAACAAUGUUAAAGGCUCAUCGACCGUGGUUUCAUUGAAUUUCGUCAUGCAGUUCCUUUUCCAUGAGUUCAAAAAUUCGAAUCGUGUACGCAAAUGGUUCUAUCGGAAGCUUUCCAUUGAGCUGGACGAGCUGAUUACAAAGACAACCACCGGCAAGCUGCUGGACAAGCUAACGAUCCGAGAACUUGAGCUGGGCGAUCAGUUUCCAGACAUUAGAUCGCUUUCAGUGCAUAAUGUGCAACUCGACGAUGCCGAGCAGCGUAUUGAGAAUCUCGAUCUACUAUUGGAUAUUAACUACAUUGGCAAUUUCUCUACAUCAAUUGAUGCGGACAUGGUACUGGGGAAGAAGGGCUCCAUAAUGUUGAAAGUAACACAAUUAUCGGGCACGGCACGACUGCAGUUCACACGAAAGCCCUACACCCACUGGUCACUUAGCUUUUUGGGCGAUCCGGAACUCAACUUGGUUAUCGAAUCCAAAUACCAAGGUCGUCAAAUGCAGUCGAACAUCACGAAUCUAAUAUCGAAUCAAAUACGCAAGGCGGUGCGUCGCAAACAUACCUUGCCCAACUAUAAGCUGCGGUACAAACCCUUCUUCCACUGGGCGGCAGAUGAUGAGCUCAGUGAAUGCGACAUCCAGCCCAAUGGUGGUCUGACCGUGCGUGUCGCCGAGCUGUCCCGAUUGAUGGCUUUUCCGGGCACUAGUGAAGUGUAUUGUACAAUUACGCUGGCGCCGGUGCCGUUCAUUGAGGCGCAUCAGAAGGAUAAUCGUCAUGUGCUGAUCUCAUUGGAUGUCAUUAUACACAAGGCCAAGAAUCAACAGAUUGGCAUUGUGUUCAAGCAGAGUAGCAGUCAGGUGGUCAAGAUCGAGUCGGUGUUGUCAAACACGCCAGCCUGCAAAUCGAACCUGAUGGCCGGUGAUACUCUGGUCGCCAUUGAGGGUAAGCCGGUAACGACUAUCCAACAGAUUGCCAAGGUUGUGAAAAAUCUGCAGUCUACCGUCUGCUGUUUGCGCAUUGAGCGCAUUAUACCCGGCAUCAUACGCAACGAUGCCAUACUGGAGGAUCUGGAGAAAUAUGAUGAUCUAUGCGACAUUCCCACAGCUCAGAAGUCCGAUGCUGAUGAUUCCGAUAUAUUGAUGAACAAGCAUUUGAUUGUCAAGGCUUCGCACUGUCGCAAUUCGAGCGAGGGCAGCCAGAGCACUACUCCAACAAAUUCGCCCAAAAAAGCAAAUAUUAUUGCCAAGGCCAUCAAGAAGACGAUGAGCCGUGAAAGUGGCGACAAUCAGAAGGACAAAGACAAGGACAAAGAUAAAGACAAAGACAAAGACAGGGACAAAGAUAAAGAUAAAGAGAAAAGCAAACUGGAUGAUACACCUUCGAAAAUGACCUGUUCGAACGUUGACGAGAACGAGAAGCCACUGGAUGAAGUCAAUUAUUUCUAUCAGCACUCGACCAUCGAUUGUUCCUUCAGCCCACUCAUACACAUGGACGAUCUGUCCAGUUUCCAGCUGGAUGCGAACAGUCGCUAUCUGAACGUAUGCGUAUUUGGCAAGUGCUCUGGUGAAAGCAUACUGCUUGGCUACUAUAAUUUACAAAUCAGUCAGAUAUUGGUCGAGUGCAGCGAGACGAGCCUGAGCCAAUGCCUCCGACAGAUAGCCCUGAAUCCGGCAACACUAUUGCCAGUAAAAGCGCAUCCGUUGUCCAAUCAGUCUGGAUUCAAUCCCAUGAAGUGUUUUGGUGAUAUUUUAUUUGGUUUCUCAUGGAAUGGCAAUCCAAAUGUUACCGCAAGGGAGAGCACAGCAAGAGGUACACCCAAAUCCCAGUCUCCAGCCAGAAGUCAAUCAGCUGCGGCAAGUGAUAAAAUUCAGGAGGAGAAUAGCGCAGACACGAUGUCAAUGAAAUCUUCAAGCAUCUCGGGUGAUAGUUUAAUAGCCAGUGCAAGUGCGACGUCUACAUCGAAACCCCAUAACUUUAUACGUACCCAUUUCCAUCGGGCCACCCAAUGCGAUUUCUGUGGCAAGAAAAUCUGGCUAAAGGAUGCCAUGCAGUGCAAGGAGUGCACAAUGUGCUGUCAUAAGAAGUGCAUUGCCAAGUGUCAGAAUGCCACCGUAUGUGGUCCAGUGGAUUGCUACGCAUCCAUGCCAGCGACGUCGACAUUGCCAGCAUCCCAAUCAGCAAUGGUCAACAAGCCAGAGUUUACAAUCACCCAGGCUGAGUAUAUAGAUAUCUUGGAGCCGAAGGCCUCAAGCUCAAUGCCAGCUGAGGACAGUGGCGUUGAGGCACAGACACAGACACAGACACAGGCUCAGCAUGGAAAUCUGGAUGUGCACAGAUCGAGUCUGACGGGUAUGCUGGCGCAGGGCAUUAAGCGGCAAGCCAGCAAUCUGGAUAUACCCGGCAUAGUCUCCUCACUCUCCGGCAAUAGUUCACAGAUGAACUCGAAAAGCCUACCGCCGAGUCCCCAGCAUACACCAUCACGAACGGCAUCGAUAUCGGAAGAGGCAUGUAGGCAUUCACAUAAUCAGUCACAAUCAAAUCCCUUUGAGAAGGUCACACAGCAUUUAGAGGCUCUGCCCUUGGAGUGUACAGCAUUAAAUUUCGAGCAGGUUAUUCUGAUCACCGAGCCAAUCGUCAGUCACUCCCGAAACGAUGACCUAAUGAACCUGGCCAAGACCUACAGCAAGCAACUCUAUGCGGAAUUUUCCCCCAACGAGCGAGUGGCCAAAAUAAAUGAACUGCUAACAAAACUGAAGGUUGCAUUAGAUGCGGAAACAGAGGGCUACACGAUGCUAAAUUAUACUGAAAAGGCGACCACCCAUCGGAUGGAAUCAGAGUCGCCAUGGAAAUCGGUGGUCAGCACGGAAAACAAGUCCGAGGAGCGAGUCCAAGCUCUGAGCAUCAUCAUGCUGUAUUUGUGCACAGGACUGCAGCAUGCACAGGGCAGUGUUAUGCCUUAGAGAGGAGGGUUUGGCUGAAUGGGUGUAUGGGUGUAUUAAGGUACUAUGAAUAUACUAUGUAGUUAUGUAUUUGACUGUAAAUGUGUUAGUGACCUACUAUGAGCAUUUUAAAAUUGUGUUAUGGCAUUGGUUUAUUAUUUGGCCAUUUGUUCCGAUAAUAAGAUAUAUAUAUAUAUACAUAUUUACAUAAACAUAUGUUACAAAACAACAAAAAACAAAUUGUCAAAUUAAAACUAUUUCUAUAUAUAGGUGUGUGCAUAGGAUAUCAUUGAAAUAUGCAUACAUAUUCAUUUUAGACUCUGAUUCAAAUAGUUUACUAAGGAUUAACAAAUUUUAUGCAAACAAAUAAAAAUUCGAUUACAUACAUUGAGCUGAAAAGAGGGUUGUAUGUAAAGUUGGCA
Drosophila grimshawi is the source of this 3836-nucleotide messenger RNA. It is a transcript of the gene Pdzd8, whose product is annotated as PDZ domain-containing protein 8. Gene Ontology annotation, molecular function: lipid binding; protein binding. Gene Ontology annotation, biological process: mitochondrial calcium ion homeostasis. Gene Ontology annotation, cellular component: mitochondria-associated endoplasmic reticulum membrane contact site. The record is from RefSeq and is a predicted model, not a curated record. The transcript is spliced from 8 exons. The coding region runs from base 247 to 3435 and encodes 1062 amino acids. NCBI's taxonomy places the organism in Eukaryota, Metazoa, Arthropoda, Insecta, Diptera, Drosophilidae.